Molecule: messenger RNA, 2157 nt
Organism: Drosophila eugracilis
Lineage: Eukaryota; Metazoa; Arthropoda; Insecta; Diptera; Drosophilidae
Gene: mid
Product: T-box protein H15
Biological process (GO): heart development; regulation of transcription by RNA polymerase II; cell fate specification
Cellular component (GO): nucleus
Molecular function (GO): DNA-binding transcription factor activity, RNA polymerase II-specific; RNA polymerase II cis-regulatory region sequence-specific DNA binding
Source: RefSeq, a predicted model, not a curated record
GCCUGCCUUCCGUUGCGCACACACUCAGUCCGCGAGAUUCUCAGUUCGCGUGCGCCAAAGAUACAAGUAGACAAAAAAGAUACAAAGAUACAUAUCUGUCAGAUACAAAUACACCCUAUAAACAAAAAGAUAAAGCAAGCCCCCUUAAGAUCGCAAGCUAAAAAGUGCUGAAAAUGCAGCUAGCCUUAUAAGUGCCAAGUGUUGACAAGUGACCAGAUACAAUAUCUACAAAGAAUACCUUACCAAAGGUAUCUCCUAGUUACAUCCUUAAAGAGUACUCACAAAAACCAAACAAAAUGCUGGUUGGUUCGCAUCCGUAUUUGUGCAACGGCGUGCCCGCUGCCCCCGCAAAUACCGCUGCCAAUGCCAGUGCACAGACCACAACAACGACGGCCAGCAAAAGUGCCGCCGGCUCGGCAACGGACUUCUCCAUAGCCGCCAUCAUGGCUCGGGAAGAUGCCUCCAGUCGGGAGUCCUCAAUUCGCAGUGCAAGUCCCAUUUCGGUGGAAGAUGAGGUUGACGUUGAUGUGGUCGAUUGCAGUGAUGCCGAGGAGCCGCCAACUAAGGCCCGACGUUUGAACCACCAUCAGCACCACAAUCACAACAACAAUCACCACCACCAUCACAACAACAAUAAUAAUAACAACAAUGUGGCACAGAAGAGUCGCAACAGUGUUGGUAGCGCCGUGGCCCAAACAGCUUCCGCCGAAUCUCAAUUAAACACCAGCUCGACAAGCAGCCAAGGACGCUGCUCCACACCGCCCCAGUCCCCGGGAACGGAGGACAGUGAGGAGCGUUUAACACCCGAACCGGUGCAGAAGGCACCCAAAAUUGUUGGCUCCUGCAAUUGCGAUGAUCUCAAGCCAGUGCAAUGCCAUCUGGAGACCAAAGAGCUGUGGGAUCGCUUUCACGAUCUCGGCACCGAGAUGAUCAUCACCAAAACGGGCAGACGCAUGUUCCCCACUGUGCGAGUGAGUUUCUCGGGUCCACUGAGGCAAAUCCAGCCCGCCGAUCGCUAUGCCGUCCUGAUGGACAUCAUACCAAUGGACUCGAAGCGGUAUCGUUACGCCUACCAUCGGUCCGCUUGGCUGGUGGCCGGCAAGGCUGAUCCCGCACCCCCAGCCCGCCUGUACGCCCAUCCCGACAGUCCGUUCAGCUGCGAGGCGCUACGCAAACAAGUUAUCUCCUUCGAGAAGGUGAAGCUGACUAAUAACGAAAUGGAUAAGAACGGACAGAUCGUCUUGAACUCGAUGCAUCGGUACCAGCCCAGGAUCCACUUAGUCCGCCUGAGCCAUGGCCAGAGCAUUCCCUCGAAUCCCAAAGAACUGCAGGAUUUGGAUCACAAAACCUACGUGUUCCCGGAGACCGUGUUCACGGCGGUCACUGCCUAUCAGAACCAGCUGAUUACCAAGCUGAAGAUCGACUCGAAUCCCUUUGCCAAGGGUUUCCGUGACUCCUCCCGCCUCACCGACUUCGAUCGCGAUCCCAUGGAGGCCCUUCUCCUAGAGCAGCAACUCCGUUCCCCACUCCCUUUCCCAGAUCCGCUGAUGCAACAGUUUGCCGCCCAGGGUGAUCCCUCCUCGAUGGCUUUGUUCGAGAAGGCCCGCCAGCAUCUGCAAAUGUUCGGAGGUAACUCCCCGUAUGCCCAGCUAAUGAUGCCACAAAUGUAUCAGGCAGCGGCGGCAGCAGCGGGACCACCACCUCCACCGCCUGGUCUGGGCGCCUUCCACAUGUUCCAGCAGCAGUGGCCACAGCUUACCGCCGGCUUCUUGGCCAGCGCCAAUCAGCAAGCGGCCGCCGCUCAAGCCGCUGCCCAAGCUCAAGCGCAAGCGCAGGCAGCCGCCGCCGCAGCAGCAAUGGCCGCCAACCGUACGCCUCCGCCCCCGCCUACCGCUUCGACGCCCUCGUCGACGUCAUCGGGAUCGCCGUCGCCCGAUAUGCGGCCGCGUCAGUAUCAGCGCUUCAGUCCCUAUCAACUGCCCGGCGGUCAGGGGCCGCCCUCAUCGGCUGCCGGUUCGCCGCCAGCGGUCACCGCCUCCCGCAGCCCAGCCCACUAAGAGUAGCAAUACAAGGCCAACCUUAGUUCUUGCCACGAGCAGUAUUAAAAAGGAAAAGCUUUGGGGUUGAAAGUCGUUUAAAAUUGGUAAAAAUCUAAAA